AUGAAGUCUACCACAUUCGUUUUAUCGGCCGCUUUGUUGACCUCAUACAUUGCUCCAGCUUUGGCUGACACUCCUCCAGCAUGUGUUUUGGCUUGUGCUGAGAAGGUCGUGAAGAAUUCUUCAACAUGCCCAACUCUUAAUGAGGUCGAGUGUGUUUCCGAUAAGGAAUACAGCAAGUUCCAGAGUUGUCUUUCUUCUAUUUGCCCAAGCAGCGUUGCAAGUGAUGCUGAGUCUUACUUCAAGUCUCUAGCUUCGUCUUACGGUGCUUCGGCAUCCGGAAGUGCUUCAUCAAGUGCCUCCGCCUCAUCAUCCGAGUCAUCAUCAGCAUCAGCAUCAGCAUCAGCAUCAGGAUCAUCAUCAUCAGCAUCAGAAACAGCAUCUUCCGCUGCAGGAGCUUCCAGCUCUUCCGAUGUCUCAGCUUCAUACAUUGAGAGUAACGGCACUGAAACUCUUACAAGUACCACUUGCCCAGAGUCUACCACAACUGCCGUUGCAACAUCUUCUGUCGCUCUUACUUCAGCCACUUCUUCGGAGGCUGCAGCUGCAACUACUGAGGCUACUACUGAGGCUACAACAUCUGCUGUUCCAACUGUGUCUGCUGCCAACAUUGCACCUGCAGCUAAUGUUGCUUCUGGUGCUGCAGUUGCUGCAAUUGCCGCAGCUGUCUUUGCACUCAUGUAA
Molecule: messenger RNA, 681 nt
Organism: Brettanomyces bruxellensis
Lineage: Eukaryota; Fungi; Ascomycota; Pichiomycetes; Pichiales; Pichiaceae
Exons: 1
Coding region: 1-681 (226 amino acids)
Source: RefSeq, a predicted model, not a curated record